This is a messenger RNA of Cryphonectria parasitica EP155, 1449 nucleotides long. RefSeq lists its product as uncharacterized. The transcript has 3 exons. The record is from RefSeq and is a predicted model, not a curated record. Gene Ontology annotation, cellular component: Golgi apparatus; endoplasmic reticulum-Golgi intermediate compartment; cis-Golgi network. Gene Ontology annotation, molecular function: antiporter activity. Gene Ontology annotation, biological process: UDP-glucose transmembrane transport. Lineage: Eukaryota; Fungi; Ascomycota; Sordariomycetes; Diaporthales; Cryphonectriaceae. The annotation marks the transcript as partial.
AACAUCGAGAUGGACCCCAUCAAUCCGGCCGGCCACCGCCGCCGCCGCAGCAGUCUAAUGUCGCCCUCGAGCAGCUCAACACCGCAGCCAGGGAGGAACGGGCACGUCAGGGGCCCCUCCGUCAGCGGGCAGUUUGUUAUGGACGAGCCAAAGAUAUCAGAAGAGAGCGAGUCCACAGUCAAAGGGAAAGAUAGUUACAUAAAGCCUGGCCCGAACCCAGACUUCUCGGACGAGGACCUGCACGACGACGAGGAAACCGGUCUCACAGCCAAAGACAGAAAAAGGAAACAGAGGAAACGGAGACGAAAUACGUUGCUCGAUCAGCGCAUAGCACGCGACAAGAUCACAGAGGAAGAACGCAAGGAGGCAGACCAGACUGUGGUCAGGAAACUGGCUAUCAAUGGGACUUUGAUCGGCCUCUGGUAUCUCUUCUCACUAAGCAUUUCACUUUACAACAAGUGGAUGUUCGACAGCAACCGAUUGAACUUUCCUUUCCCGUUAUUUACGACCUCUGUACACAUGCUUGUACAGUUCUUUCUCUCCUGUGUUGUCCUUUACUUUAUACCAUCAUUAAGACCUCAGCAUGCGCCGCAGCGAAGAUCAGACCUGGGCCACUCUUCGAGGGACGAGAACGAUCCAGACAGCCCCAUCAUGACCAAGAUGUUCUACCUCACUAGGAUUGGGCCCUGUGGUGCAGCCACGGGUCUUGACAUCGGCCUGGGCAACACUUCUCUCAAGUUUAUUACUUUGACUUUUUACACAAUGUGCAAAUCGUCCUCGCUAGCAUUCGUUCUUAUUUUUGCAUUCCUCUUCCGAUUGGAGGCACCCACAUGGAGGCUGGUGGCCAUCAUCGCAACCAUGACCAUCGGAGUCAUCAUGAUGGUAGCCGGCGAGAUCGAAUUCGACGUUCUCGGCUUCAUCCUGGUCAUCUCCGCCGCCUUCUUCUCGGGCUUCCGUUGGGGUCUCACCCAGAUCCUUCUGCUGCGCAAUCCGGCUACCUCGAAUCCUUUCUCCAGCAUCUUCUUCCUCGCGCCCGUCAUGUUCCUCACCCUCCUCGUCAUCGCCGUUCCUGUCGAGGGAUUCCCCGCCCUCAUCGAAUCCUUACAAGGGCUCGUGAACGAAUGGGGCAUCGCGGCCCCGCUGCUCCUCCUGUUCCCAGGAACCAUCGCGUUCCUCAUGACGGCUUCCGAAUUUGCUCUGCUGCAGCGAACAUCCGUCGUCACCCUCUCGAUCGCCGGCAUCUUCAAGGAGGUCGUGACGAUCUCGACUGCCACCCUGGUCUUUGAUGACAAGCUGACGCCCAUCAACAUCUCGGGGCUCUGUGUCACCAUCGGUGCGAUCUGCGCGUACAACUGGAUCAAGAUCACCAAGAUGCGACAGGAUGCGCAGAAGACUGUUCAUAGCCUCCACAUUGAACCGGACCUAUCGAGCCCGAGCUCGAGCGAGACA